AUGGCAUCAAGUGUAUCCAAGCAACCUUGUAAAAAAUGUUGCAAAAGUGGAGGAAUAGCAACAUGUGGUGGUUGUGAACAAUGGUUUUGUGGGAAACACUUCAACGAACAUCGACAAGAACUAGCUCUCGAAAUAGAUAAUAUCGAACAGGAACAUAAUCUACUUCAACGAGAUCUUUUCGAAGAGAAUGCCACAAAUUCUCUUCUCUCACAAAUCGAUGAUUGGGAGCAUAAAUCAAUUAAGAAGAUUCAGGCAGCGGCAGAAAAAGCUCGAAUGGAUCUUCGAAAAUAUCUUGAUCACAGUAAGCAACAAUUGAAGACGUCACUUUAUGAAUUGGCUAAAGAAUUACAAUCGGGUCGCGAAUCAGAUGACUAUACAGAAAUGGAUCUGAAGAAAUGGAUGGGACAACUGAAAGAACUUCGAGAAAUGCUUCAAAACCCAUCAACAAUUGACAUUAUUGACGAUAAUCAGGCAAAUUCAAAUAUUCGUCUGAUUGGAGUGAAACAAUAUCAGACGACGAACAAAGCAGGUAGACUGCCAAAGAAAGCUUCCUUUGUAACAAGAUCGAGUGGGUGGAGUCUUCUUCGGAACUCUUAG
Rotaria sp. Silwood2 is the source of this 597-nucleotide messenger RNA. The record is from the annotation of a GenBank genome assembly. Lineage: Eukaryota; Metazoa; Rotifera; Eurotatoria; Philodinida; Philodinidae.